Messenger RNA from Fusarium venenatum, 576 nucleotides. Its product is annotated as ankyrin repeat-containing domain protein. NCBI's taxonomy places the organism in Eukaryota, Fungi, Ascomycota, Sordariomycetes, Hypocreales, Nectriaceae. Gene Ontology annotation, molecular function: protein binding. Gene Ontology annotation, cellular component: nucleus; cytoplasm. The record is from RefSeq and is a predicted model, not a curated record.
AUGCACCUAGCAGCUUCUCUAGGUCACCACGAAGUCUGCGAAGUACUGUUAAAGCUAGGCCACGAAGACCCAUGCCCUGCUCUUAACGAAAGCCACCAAACUGCCUUGAUGCUUGCUGCAGCUGGCGGCCAUACCGAAGUCGUCCAAAUUAUCUGCGAACACGACAAAACAUGCAUUCUUCGUCGCGAUGUUAGAGGCCGCGACGCCGUUAUGGAAGCUAGUCUCGGAGGACACGACACCAUACUACAACUCCUCCUUACCCACGUUCCCGGUGGACCUUAUGAAGCAGUCCGUCGCGCGGAUAUUGAAGGAAACACAGCACUGCAUUUUGCGAGUGGAAAUGGAAACCUGCUGGUACUGCGAACGCUGCUGGCAGCGGGCGCCGAUAUACACAAACGAAACAUUUGGAGUUGGACUCCAGCUGCAUACAGCGCUACUGUUCAGGCUGAAGUCUACUUGAAGGGCUUGGUCAACGAGGUUGGCAAGCUACAACAGCAGCAACAGAAACGAGAGAUUGAAUCGGCCAAGAAGGGUGGUGGAGUUCGAGUUGUUGAAUCUACAAGCGAUGAGGAAUGA